CACCUGAAUCAUUCAAGCGCAAUAAUUCUAAUAAAACCAGUAAAGUUAUAAAUCUACGACAAGAUUUAUGUCUUACAUCAUUUCAACUUUUCUUAUCAUUCGUCUUCUGGAAAAGAUGAAAUUUUUCUCCGUACUUUACUCCUCCAGAAUCAGUUUUGUUUACAAGCACAGCUGCUCUGCUUAGGUUGCGGGUUCGGAUAUCGUUUGUAACUUACAAUUGCCCGACAAUUAAUUGAGCCUUAUUAAAAUAAUUGAAACGGAGUUCACGUGCUUGCUCUUUGUUUAUCUGCUGUUGUAACAAAGUCAGCCAACUGAAUGCUAUCUCCACUAUGCGUGUGUCGUCGUGCUUGGAGUGCUCUUGUCAACACAGACAAAAUCGUGAUUGUCAAGAGGGUUGUCGAAUUUCUCACAAGCUUGGCUCCUCUUACAACUCUGAUCAUCAUAUUGUUGCUCACUUAUUAUUCGUAUCAGCUUUUGGAAGCUAGCGGUGUGAACACACUAGUUGUAUACUUCUUCAGCAUUGAGAUUUUUGGAAAUUGGCUGCUAUUUUUCUGCACCAAGAACUACAUCGAUAAAUCUUCAGGAAAUAGUGAACUAGCUCCUGGCUUGUCACAUGAUGACUGCAAACAGUUGCGAUACUGUCCAACUUGUAAAAUAUUCAAACCUGAACGCAGUCAUCACUGCUCUCUGUGUGAUCGGUGUAUUCAUCAGAGAGAUCACCAUUGUUUUUUCCUUGGAACUUGUGUUGGUGGCUACAACUUGUGCUACUUUAUAAUAUUUUGUUUCUAUGCAUGUGUUGGGUGUUUUUAUGCUGCAAGAUUAUUACACAACUAUUACUCUGGAACCUACCUAAGAACCUUUUGGUCAUCUGAAUUUUUGUAUUAUUUCUACCCUGUCACCCUCGUCAUGUGGCUUUGUGGAAAGGCACAGUUAGCUGAGGUUGGAUGGGUAACAUUGUUGUAUGUAUCAUCAGCUACAGUGGUCUUCACAGGCUUUUGUGUGGUGCAACAGUUACUAUAUGUCUUCAGAGGCCAAACUGCAUAUGAGUAUAAUAAGGGUAUGCUAGUUGUUCAUCGGUCGGCCUUCCACAACUUUCUUCACGUAUUUGGUCGUUACUGGCUACUGCACCUUCUUAUUCCUUUUCCAAGACGGCGCACAGUCACUGAUCCGCGAAGUUUCUUGAAAAUUAUAUGAAAAUUUGUGGUCUUUUGGUUUUCAUUUCAAGAAAUUUAUGUUUGUGAGCUUUAAAAGUAUUCUGUGUAUAAUUUUUUUAUUUAGGUCCCCAAUUUUUUGUUUUGAAUACGUAUUCCUUAAUUUUUGACACUUUUACUAAUGAAGAUAACUAGGUAAGUAUAUGUUACUUACAUGAAGAAAAUACACAAGAAAGUACAAUUUAUGAUAUGAUUUUCUAUGGAAAAAUGAAUAAUUGUACUAACAUCAUUUUCAGUUUAAAAAAAAUUUUUAAGUAAUUUCUGUAGGUAUUGACAUAUUGAAUAUUUUAAUGUGACAAUUGAAUAUUUUAAUGUGACAAUGGGUGCUGCAAUAUCAAAAUAUAGAUUGGUUUAAAGAGAGCAGUAUUUGAAUUCAUAAAUUAAAUACAUAUCAUAUUCAGAAUAGUAAUACUGUAGCUGUAAAAGGCUUCUUGAAGCAGAGGAAUUUCAGAAGUUCUCAGUUAUUGACAAUGGCUGAACACCAGGUACUAUUGAAAGGUCAGUUUGCAUUUGCUGUUGAUGUUAAACUACUGGCUCUGAAGUACAGUAUUUAAUAAGAUUAGAACUAUAUGUUUGAUCUCAUUGUAUUAAGUAAUUGUUAUCAAGAGUUGCAUGCUGGUUUAGGCUUAAUAUAACUGUAACCCAUUUGAAAUUAACAUUAUGAUAGGUGUAAUUCAAUUUUUGUACAUUGAUAAAAUAAGCAUGCAUGGUGCUUUUGGAGAAGAAUUUUUCAUAUUUUGCAAGGUAAUACCUACAUGCAUUGUAUAUUGGUGCCAUUAGGAUCUGCUAAAAUUUACAGCGCUUAAGCUACUGAUGGUUUAACAAAGAAAAAAAGAAAGAGCUUCAGAAAUUUUGCAGUUUUCCAUGUUAUUCUCAUUUUUUUAAUAUUUAAGCUAUAAUUGACUUAAAAAAAAAACUCAUUCCUUUAACAUUUAGGCAAGACUCUUGAUUUGUAACAUAAAUUUUAUAUAUUAGGCGUGCACAAAAUUUUCAGGUGUUGUCCUCAAGAGGUGAAAAUGUUCACCUUUUGUCUUAUUAGUGGUAUAAAUUUUAAGUUUAUUUUAAUCAAAUAAAAUACAUUCAUUGAAAUACUUUCAAUCCAUUCAUAUUCAUGAAGACUAAGAAGAAAAUUGUUCUAACAUGCAAUCACUGUACGUACAUACUAACUUAGUGCCUGACAAUUCAAAAAUAACUUUUUCUUUUUCCUCUUUUUACUGUUAAUCCUUUCAGAGUUUGUGCCUGACAAUCCAAAAAUAAAAUUUUCUUUUUCUUCUGUUACUGUUAACCCUUUCAGAGUUUAGCCUCUUAACAAUAGUGCUGUCCGUUGUGAGUAAUGCGCUUGGUUAGUUAUGCACUAGUUCACUUUGAGCAUUUAUGUUUCUAUUUGUAAUAAUGUAAUGCUGAUGGUGAAAUUUGUUGAUGAACAUCAUCACAAAGACUACCAGACAUUUUCGUCUUACAUGACUAUUAGGGAUCCAGAUAUACAGUAUUGCAGACACAUGACCAUUUCUAUGUUCUGUAAAAGUUAGAAAUAUGCAUUUAUUGAAUGUAAAAAACUAAGAAAGUAGUUCAUAAAAGUGGAAUUAUUUAAACAUUUUUUUUAUUAAGAGUUUCAAUUCAUUUUUGUUUAACGGUUUUGUGUAUAGCUUACUUAUCAGUUAUCGAUCACCAUUUUCCAAAUGACCAUAUUUCUUUGCUGCUGUAGUCAUUUUAGUUACAAGUUAUGUAAAUAUAAUAAUCAUAUUUGGCAGUAGUACAUUGUGUAGUCAAGAUUCCUAUAGAGGACCCAUUACACUUUCAUUCACGAAACUUCAAUUCUUACGCAAAGCAUUUGUGCACUGUCACAAGAUAAGGUUACAAAAUUACAUACAAUUCCAUAAACUAUGGUGUGUAAUUUAUAGUUUAUAUAAUUUUUUCACUUCUUCAUUGAACUGUUUGAGAAUGACUUGAGAUGUUUCAGGAAUAUGAUUUUGAAGUUAAAUUUUCCAAGCGAGACAUGAAUGUCAAUAAUGAUAAUUGUUGGGUAAGUGUUGUAUUUUAUUUUAAUAAUAUAUAUACAUAGAAUUUUUAUACAAAUAUAUAUACAUUGCAUUUUAAUAUAUAAACAUUAUUGUUCUCUUGCUGAAAGACUGUUAGCUUCCAAAGCUAGUUUUAAUUUAUUUGGACCAAUAGGAGAAAAGCUGUUAGCCAUUUAAUGGAAGCUAACUACGUAACUAUGUUUUUCCUGUUUUUUUAAAAUUGUUUCCUUGGUUUUUUUAAUUGAUGCUUGGAAUUGGCAGUAAUCUUUAGGUUACUCAUCUUGUAAGUUUAUUGGCUAACUGCAUUUCGAUGAAUACAAAGCUGCUAUCAGAUAAAAUUCAUUAGCAGUUUACAGAGAGUAAGGAUGGCAAGUAGCAGUUUUACUUUUGGAGUUUAAUCAUUUCACUUCUUGAAAAGUAAAAUAGUUUUACUGUAAUAAUUUUCUGUUUUAUGUUGUUUACUCUUUGUCAAAAGCCAUGAGCGGAUUUGGAGUCUUGCACUAGCUGAAAGGAAUGAGUCUCAAUAAAUUAUAAUUUGAUUAGUACAUCAAAACCGUCCUAGUUCAAAUCAGUUGCUACCUCUGGAGUAAAAAAUUUUUGUGCUGAUAAAAAUCUUGUUGCAGAAGGGGUAGCAUAGUCUUAUGCCAGCAAAUAAUUUAUACUUAUUUGGAAAUUAUAUACAUGUCCACUGCUCAACACAUAUCAUCCAACUAUUUUCAUAUUUGUAACAGGAUUUAAGUAAUUAUAAUCAAGCAAAAUAAAAUCCUUUCAUAGGAGUGACUAUCCACCAGGAAAAUAAGAUAUUUAUCUACAUAUCAGGUAAUGUGCUGUAAGUUUCAGUAAAAGCACAGCAUAUUGUUAACACAGCAACAAGCACUUGUAUGGCUUGUCCCUGUUAAUAAUUAGAGAGCUUCACCAUUUACAGUACUUGAAGCUCAGUGUAAUAAUAGUUUUACUGUUUCUGAGUUUCUAUGUAUUGAAUGCGCAUUGGCAAAUUGAAUAUUAACAUGAAAUGACAUUUGUUAAUGAAUGAUGCCUGAUACUAAUGACAUUUUUACAGAUGGUGUGAAAUAUAUAUAUAUAUAUUUGAACAUGUAAUGAAGCAAGUGAAGUCUGUAUGAUGUAUUGCAAAUAAAAUGUCAUGGUUUACCACUUUGACGAGUUAUUAGGCUCAGAAAACUUAGCAAUACUGUCUUUAUUAAUAUAUAGUAUAUAUAUACAGUACUUCAGCGUGUUUAUACUGUAGCAACAACCCUCAUUUCAGUGCAUAUCAAGGUUAAAAUGCCAUGCUAUACAAUGUAUAUAUAGUACAUACAGUAUUCAUACACAUACACUAAUUCAAGAAGUCAUUGAAAUGGGAAUCUGUUGUUAUUGUAUUUUGAUAUAUUAAAACAACCAAAUAACCAUUCACUGUUAAUACUAUAUGUGCAUUAUGUCCCUUAAAUUCAUGAGGAUCCAGAGAGUUUACUGAUUUGGAGAUUCCAUUUUCAUGAAUGAGGUUCACAGUCAAGGCUCUGCUGUAGCAUGUUUAUACAUACUAGCUUUUACAAGAGCUGUGCUGUACAUGCAUAUGUAUUAUGGUGUAUGCCACCCGAGAUCCUAUAAAGUACGUAAUAUUUAAUGAUGGAUGGUAAUUUUCAUUGAACAAGUUUGCAAUCUCUGAUUUUAGAAUUGAAGUGAAGUACUCAUGGGAUCUGUAUGCAUAGAUAUGUUAUCCAUGAGUAAAUGAAGAAUGGGGAAAAGUCCCAAACUGGCUUAGUUAUUUUGGAGUUUUUGUCCAUCAGCUGCAGUUAUUGGAUAUGGCCCAGAUAGAGUGAAGCUUGAGUAAAUCUGCAAAAUAUUCUUUAUCCACCUGGGUUGAAAAAAGAUAAGUUGGCAAAAGAGAAAUAAUCAUUAGUGACAGCUUCUACUGCAGUAGGAAGUUUGUGCUCACAAGCCAAAUACAUUAGCAUAUUUGACAGUAUUGUAUCUCAGUGUCAGACUUAUACUAGCCUUCUAGCAUUCAUACUGUAUGUUAAUUUUAGGCUCAAUGUGAAAAUAAUUGUGCUCAACCCAUCAAGUCACUUUGUAAUAUCUCCAGUUAGCAUAUUGGUAUGCUCAUGGUCUAAAAAGGGAUAUGAAUUUAUAUGAGUAUAUAUAGAUACUGUAUGUGUAUGCUGUAUAUAAACAAACAGUUAAUAUCAUGUUUGAUAUCUAUGACAUAAAUUAGAACUAAGAGAGCCAUUUCAGAUUAUAAUAUAUUCUCUAUAUACAGUAUAAACCUUUAUAAAGUGUUUGUAACAUUUUUUAACAAAACUGCAAGCUUUCAUGAUAAAUGCUUGAUUAGUAGUUAACUGUACAGCAUCAUUUUUCCAUAUGCACGCACAUAUAUAUACGAGAUAUAUAUAUAUAUAUAAACAUAUAUAUUUUAUACACGUGCACUUUUUACCUCUAGUCAAAUAAAAAUUAGAUGAUAAUUUUAAUCUAUGCACAAAAUAUUGAAUUUGGGUUAAGUUUUUGACCCCUUGCUGCAUGAUCAAUUGUUUGUUCUCCCUAUAAAUUGGUUUUAAAAUACUUUUACCUGGAAGUUCUCCAUUAAAGACUCAUGCUGAAUUAUUACAGUCGUCAUUGUGACAAUGCAUUCAGUGUACAUCAUUGCACAAGAAUAUAAAUACAUGUACAGGAUUUGUAUAAGUUAUGUACGUAUUCUUUCAAAUUGCAACAUAUGUAUUGUACCACACACUAUUACAUACGGUUCAGCAUGUUUCCAAGACGUACAAUGUUUGAUAGAGAAAGUACUGAUUUUAGCAGAAGUACUAUGGGCAAUAAAUCCCUUACAAUUGGUGUUAUUUCCAGAAAUGGAACUACUGAUGUAUAAUUUAGUACCCCAGUCAAGAUUAUUACUGUACAUAUCCAGAGGGUAGACUUCAUGGUUAUCCAGGAUUAGGAAAUACUGAAAGUUGUUCUUUUUGCUUUUUUAGUAAUUAUAAUUAUUUUUCAGUAAGUUGUAACUUAUUAUUACAAUGCAAUAUAUUUAUUAAGAAUAAAGUUCAUGCCAUUCCUACAAGUUAAAAGUUUUUGUCAGUAGCCAGGUUAAAAUGUGUUAAUAGCAAUAAUCUUAUCCAGUACAAUCUUAUAUUCUGCAGUUUGUAUUAUGUUAUAUUCUUAGUUUGUUUACUUUUGUCACAUGUCGAAAGAAGCCUCUUCUGUGAAGGAAAUCUCUUUACACUUCAGUACUGCAUUUGUUAGCUCCCCAUGUCCAUGUUUGUCUUUAUUGCAAAGCAUAACAAGUGAAUUUUAUGCUUCGAAGUAAAAAUAUACAAGGGUAAAAAGCUACGUAUUUCCUUCUAACAAAUGGGAUUCUGGUUACUGAAAUAUGUGACAAUGUAUAGUACUGCAGGCUUUUUUGUUCUGUAGGUAAUAAUUUUUAAUAUUUUUCCAUAAAAACUGUUAGUAUAAUUCUGUUCUCAUGGUCUCGUUUUAGGGCCACAGGUCAUAGCCAAAUAGAAUUAUCCUUUGUAAGGGGUUUAUUGCAUUUUAUGUAAUGUAACUAGGAGCAUUUGAUUUCAUACAGCCUGUUAGUACACUUUUUAUGUUGCCCAUAUUUGAGUUUUAUGUAUUAUGCAUACUGUAUUGCUCAAUUUAAGUAUUUUAAUAUUUUUUUUUUUUGUUUUUAAGCAGAAGCAGCUUAACUCCCUCCGAUUAUCACUAAUUAUCACUAACCUGGAUAUCCUCAAUUCCUCAGUUAAAUAUUUUAAUUAACAUUGCUGUGAUAUUUUCAUAUCAUUCCUUUACGUAUAUAUUAUAUUGUAUAUACAGUAUUAGUUGAUUAACAAGAAAUAAUCACAUUUGCUCUUGAGAUUUGAAUUCUAUUUUUAACUGCUGUGUACAACAGAUGACAUUAUUUUAUUUUUGUCAUAUUUUCUAAGAUAACAGACUUAUGAAAAGUAAAGUAUCCUGAUUUGUUAAAUGAUUAUGCCAUACUGUCUUCACAUCCUGUUUCUUGGUUUUGUGUUGUGCUAGUAGUACGAGAGCAUCCUUAUACGCAUAUGGAAUUUAUAAAUAGCUACUUUGCUGUGCUGUGAGUAGUUAUUAAAUAACAUAGAUCACUUUAGAGCUGCACUUAACUUUGUCUUUUCACAGGAAUGAGAUUAAAAGCCUAAUAGUUGGUGUAGCCGUUUUCAUGGUAAGUUUACAAAUGUAACUAUUUUGUAUAGUAAUAUAUUUUAUCGUUUAAAUACCAGCUUCAGGCUCUUCAUCUCCUUCAAAAAUGUUUUGUAAAUUUAGCCAUUGAUUGUUGUAUGGUUAGUUGGUUCCUGAUUUGUAAUUGUUUGAAAACCUAGUUUUUUUUUUCUUUUUAGUAUUCAUGCAAAGCUGAAUAUUUUUUGUUGCAAAAUCAAUGCACAAAUGAAUAAAAAUAUGCCAUCCCUUGGGGGAUGUAUUUCACAGUGAUAUUUUUAAGACAAGAAAUCUUUCAUUGGUUUUAUUCUUAGAAAAAUAUUAGAUGUUAUUAGUUCUCAUCAGUUCUGUAACCAGAUUUAGGAUUUUUUCACCUUUCUUGUUAAGUAUGUUGCAAAUGUAAACAGUGAUUUAUUUCUUAGCCAAAAAAUAUUUUGGUCACUUCAGCUUUAAGUAAGCACAAUACAGAUACUCCCUGCUUUAUGACCAUUUGCCGUAUGUCCAUUGGAGGUUUGAUGAGGAUUGCCAAAAUAAAAAGAUGAUAUAUAAA
Messenger RNA from Macrobrachium nipponense, 7937 nucleotides. RefSeq names its product palmitoyltransferase ZDHHC22-like. The transcript has 7 exons. Gene Ontology annotation, molecular function: palmitoyltransferase activity. The coding region runs from base 316 to 1194 and encodes 292 amino acids. The record is from RefSeq and is a predicted model, not a curated record. Lineage: Eukaryota; Metazoa; Arthropoda; Malacostraca; Decapoda; Palaemonidae.